Postia placenta MAD-698-R-SB12 is the source of this 861-nucleotide messenger RNA. RefSeq lists its product as hypothetical. The coding region runs from base 1 to 861 and encodes 286 amino acids. Gene Ontology annotation, molecular function: enoyl-CoA hydratase activity. Gene Ontology annotation, cellular component: mitochondrion. Lineage: Eukaryota; Fungi; Basidiomycota; Agaricomycetes; Polyporales; Adustoporiaceae. Gene Ontology annotation, biological process: fatty acid beta-oxidation. The record is from RefSeq and is a predicted model, not a curated record. The transcript has 8 exons.
AUGGAGAACCCUUCGAGUACCAAUCCGAAACCACCUUCUCAUUCUGAGGAGGUCAAGGUGUCUUUCCCUCGCGACCAUGUGAUGCUCUUGAUGUUUAACCGGCCGCGAGCCCUGAAUGCUAUGACGCCAACUAUGAGACAGGAUGUGUGUACUUUGCUGGAUUGGUUCGACAAAGAACCUAGCUUGUGGGUGGUUGUGAUCACUGGCCAGGGCCGAGUGUUCUGUGCGGGUGCGGACUUGAUCGCAUGGAACAAGAGUCAACGAAGCGAGGAUGGAAAGGAUGAAGGUGAAAGGACCAUCGCCGACGUCAACGGUUUUGGCUCCAUAUCUCGACGCUCCAGCUCUUCCAAGCCCAUGAUCGCAGCCGUCAACGGCGGGGCCUACGGUGGAGGCGUAGAGAUCGUAGUUAACUGUGAUCUUGUUGUUGCGAGCGAAGAGGCGACGUUUGCUCUACCCGAAGUCAAGCGAGGCGUCGUGGCUAUCCAAGGCGGUAUGCCGCGGCUGGCGAGGAUUGCUGGUCACCAGCUCGCAAGUGAGAUGCUGUUGCUCGGAAGGAAUAUUCCCGCUGCAGAGGCCGCGGCUCGGUUCGGAUUCGUGAAUAAAGUUGUCCCGAAGACCGAAGUGUUGUCGACUGCGCUGGCGUGGGCGGUUGAGAUCACCACCAACUCACCAGACUCUGUACAGAGCACAAAGCGUGCGCUCCUUCUGACCAACAAGCAUGCGGACGUCGAGGACAUAGUCAAGGCCCAUGCCCGCUCGAAGGAAAGCGUCAGACACUUCACCAGUGAGAAUAUCAAGGAAGGACUUCGAGCUUUCUCGGAGAAACGAAAACCUGUGUGGUCUAACCCCGCUAAGUUGUGA